AUUCAAUUCAAAUCAAAUACCGUAAAUGCAUCAAUAGAUGAGAAUGAGAUGGCGUGUUGAAAUCAUCGUUAAUCAUUAGCUAAAGUGAUGAUAAUUGAUAAUCAUCAUCGUCUUCGUCUUCGUCUUCACUCAAAUCGCUGAUUCGAUAUUUAUUUAACGCUACGCGAGCAUCUCCUCUCCCUCUCUAUCUCUCUCUCUCACACACAAACACACACGCGCGCCAGCUCAAACAGCCGCUGGAUUGGAAAAUUUUGAUUGCAUUUUGUGAGGAUGGGUGCAACGUGCUGGCCUCAUGAGCCGGAGUUGAAUUCAAUCAGAAGAAAGGUUGCUGCAAUGUCUGGAUGUGAUGCCAAGGAGGUCAGAAUUGUUGUAUCCCCAUAUAGGAUUUGUCCACUGGGAGCUCAUAUUGACCAUCAGGGUGGGACUGUUUCAGCAAUGACAAUCGAUAAGGGUAUAAUUCUUGGAUUUGUUCCGUCCAGUGAUUGUCAGGUUCUUCUACAAUCUGGACAAUUUAAAGGUGAAGUUAAGUUCAGGGUGGAUGAAGAGCAACUGCCUGGAAAUGCUUCCAAAUCAAAUAAUUCAGGUGGUGUAAAAAAUUCGUCUGUUGCACUGGAAGAGUGUGGCUGGGGAAAUUAUGCCAGAGGAGCAAUUUAUGCAUUACAGAAAAGAGGGAACCAUCUAAAGCAGGGCAUUGUGGGAUUCAUCCGUGGCGACGAGGGGCUAGACAGUUCAGGGCUUAGCUCUUCAGCAGCUGUUGGUGUGGCGUAUCUGUUGGCUUUUGAAAGUGCCAAUAACCUUAAAAUAUCUCCGACAGAGAACAUUGAAUAUGACAGGUUAAUUGAAAAUGAAUAUUUAGGUCUGAGAAAUGGCAUAUUGGAUCAAUCAGCCAUAUUGCUUUCAAGCUAUGGCUGUUUAACUUGUAUGGACUGUAAGUCACAAGCUUUCGUUGAAAUUGCUCUUCCUGUGCAGACCAAAGAGCACAGACUUAUAAGCUCUCCAGACUUGAAUAGAAAUCUUAAUGUGAUAAAGAAGCAGUUCAAGAUACUACUCGCAUUUUCAGGCUUGAAGCAGGCUUUGACAACAAAUCCCGGUUAUAAUUCUCGAGUUGCAGAAUGUCGGGAUGCUGCAAGAAUUCUGCUUCAGGCUUCUGGGAUUGAAGGGUUGGAACCCAUCCUAUCUAAUGUUGAACCGGAAGUCUACGAGGAGCACAAGAGCAAACUAGAUGCCACUCUUCUGAGAAGAGCAGAGCACUAUUUCUCCGAGAACAAGCGAGUUUUAAAAGGUCUCGAGGCUUGGGCUUCUGGAAACCUAGAGGAUUUUGGGAAGCUGAUUUCGGCAUCCGGUUUGAGUUCUAUCCAAAAUUACGAAAGUGGUUGCGAGCCUCUUAUCCAACUCUACGAGAUCCUAGUGAAAGCACCAGGUGUUUUUGGAGCGCGUUUCAGCGGUGCAGGGUUCCGUGGAUGCUGCAUUGCAUUUGUAGACGCUGACCGUGCUUUGGAGGCUGCCUCGUUUACCAGGAAAGAGUACACUAAGGUUCAACCUAAGCUGGCGAGCCAGAUCGAUCAAGAUAAGAUGGUCUUGAUAUGCGAUGCAGGUGAUUGUGCUUGCGUCAUAUGAUCUCAACAAAUCAGUUAUACAAAAUACAAAGCUUAGUUUUAAACGCAAUCCAUAUUUCAUUCAUUUGAGCCCUGCAAUAAUGCUCAAAGUUGUAGCAGCUUCAACAUUGAGAAGUGUAGUACUACACUAGUGGACUGGAAAUUCAAUAUAUAUAACCCAGAAAUGUACUCCACAUACAUAUGUAUUUUCUCGUCGAGUACUCGACGAUCCUAUGUAUGUAUUUUCUCGUCGAGUACUCGACGAUCCUACUCGACAUUCGAAAUACACUAUAAUUUUUGGAAAUGAUUUUCCAUAUUGUCCUGUA
Messenger RNA from Salvia hispanica, 1921 nucleotides. It is a transcript of the gene GALAK, whose product is annotated as galacturonic acid kinase. Gene Ontology annotation, molecular function: phosphotransferase activity, alcohol group as acceptor; kinase activity; ATP binding. The record is from RefSeq and is a predicted model, not a curated record. Gene Ontology annotation, cellular component: cytosol; cytoplasm. Gene Ontology annotation, biological process: galactose metabolic process. NCBI's taxonomy places the organism in Eukaryota, Viridiplantae, Streptophyta, Magnoliopsida, Lamiales, Lamiaceae.